Messenger RNA from Neoarius graeffei (lesser salmon catfish), 1243 nucleotides. RefSeq lists its product as uncharacterized. Lineage: Eukaryota; Metazoa; Chordata; Actinopteri; Siluriformes; Ariidae. Bases 26 to 1243 code for a protein of 405 amino acids. The transcript is spliced from 3 exons. The record is from RefSeq and is a predicted model, not a curated record.
GGCUGUCUGAUCCACACUCUGAAAAAUGGCAAAUGCGAAUCAACAGCAACCUGAAAUAAAGAUUAACAUCCAAGAGCGACAGAAUUCACGUCUCAAAGAUGAACGCUACAUCUCAGGGAAGCAUGUAAGUGUACGAAGACUGAGAGAGCUAAUACAAACGACGGACCCUAAGAAUCCCAUGACGAGGUACAUCAUAAAGGAAAUCCCACCCUACCCAACUCCAGUUGAAUUCUGGGUUUCAGAUGUAGCUCAUGUUACUGACAAGUCAGGAGUGAUGGGGAUACUGGAGUCGGAGCAGUUCAUGGCUCCUGAAAGUGAGUUCUCAUGGUGGGGCUUAAAAAUUAAUAAAGAGGAGAUAAGAGCAGCAGAGGAACGCUACAUGGAGGGUAAAUCAGAGCUGAAUGAGCAGAAGCCAUUUCUGGAGAAGUUCACCACAUCACCUUCGUUCCAACCUGAGAAAUCCAGAUACGGUAAUUAUCGCUUCACAUUCCCCCUCACUGAUCUGAUGCAAUGGUACAAGGAACAGAACUGUGGAGGAGAAGAGCCGGUUCUCAGGGUGUACAAGACCGUCACCUACAAACAGGAGAUUAUGUACGUCUUGCUGAUUCACAGUCCUGAGGAUAACGAGCGCUUUGGAGGAUAUCCGCUUCUUGAAGCCAGUGAGUGGGUUCGUUAUCAGGACGGGAAAAUUACCUGGAAAGCACAAGCCAUUUGUGAAACCCACUGGUAUCAGUUUGUUUCAGGAGAAGUGCAACGUCUAUAUUCUAAGGAGUUUUAUGUCUGGGAUCAAGUUAGUUUAGUCUUUCACUUGCCAAAAGAUAUUAAACCUCAUAAGGUCCUGAAAAUUCCCAGAGAACGGCUUAUUGAAGCCCUCGAGGAAUGUGACCUUGACAAGAUAAAUCUCUCGAGGAACAAAGGUCCUAAAGACAAUGAGAAAGAAAGACAGGAAUGCUUCUUGGAAGCUGAGAGGAAAAUUAACAUCCAAGAGCAACAGAAUUCACGUCUCAUAGAUGAGCGCUACAUCUCAGGGAAGCAUGUAAGUGUACGAAGACUGAGAGAGCUAAUAAAAACGACGGACCCUAAGAAUCCCAUGAAGAGGUACAUCAUAAAGGAGAUCCCACCCUACCCAACUCCAGUUGAAUUCUGGGUUUCAGAUGUAGCUCAUGUUACUGACGAGUCAGGAUUUAAGGGGAUAUUGGAGUCGGAGCAGUUCAGGGCUCCUGAAAGUGAGUUCUCAUGGUGA